GCCAAUCCUCGUCCAAUCCCCGUCCAGGGCCCCGAGCCAGGGGGUUCCCUAUCCUCGCCCUCCUUCCCUUUUCCCCCCCGGCUCCCCUUGGUCUGGCAGGAGGCUGCUUGCUUGGUGGUGUUGUACGUGGUGUACGUACUGCGUACUGUGUGCAGUGCAGUGCAGUCCGAGUGUGAGUGAGCAUACCCAAGUACCCAAGGACCCAAGGCAUGCGGGUGUGUGAGGGAGGGAGUGCAGGCAGGAGUGGUGUGCGGAGUAGUGGGUGUGCCUGUGUGCUUUGGUGCUGGCGAGUCCUUGCUCCUCCUCCUUCCUCCUCCUGGAUGGCUGGCUGGCUCGAGCUUUUUUUUUCUUCUACUGUAUCCCUCCCCCCCGUUUCUCCCCGUCGUCGCCCUCUCCUUUUCCCUUCUCUCCAUCGUGAAUCCCUCACCGUCAGUCCACCCAACCGACUCGUCGCUGAAUCGACAGACUCUCUUCCCUCCUCUCCUUUUCUUCCCCCCCUCCCCGCUUCUUUAUGUCCUAACCACAGUCACUCCCUUGAAGUUCCCCAUUGUGUGCUUUUCCAGCCAGUUCUCGGUCCCCCGUUCAAUCCUUCCGGGCGUCCCAUUUACAUUCUUUCGGCUAACGCGAAAAUACCACCGCUGUUAAACCCACUUCACCUUGGCCUUGCCUUGCCUUGCCUUGCCUUUGCACCCACGGGGAAACUCUUAGAUCUCGGAUUUCCGUAUCGAACGACCUGAACCCUAUUCUCUCUUCGCCUCUUCAACUAUCCCCUCCCGCCCACACUGUACUGUGCGCUGCCAGGACGACACUCCUUACUCGUUACUUUGCCUUUCGCUAUUCUACACAUUCCUUAUAUCACCACCACACUGUCCCGACUGUCGAGUCCGCGGACUGCCGACCCACGAUAUCAUACCAAUCUCUCAUAAGGACUAGCACGGUCUCUUGAGAUAGAUACAGGUCAUAACAGGUCGCGAAUUCAAAACAAGAACAGCGCACCUCUACACACUCGGUCGUUCAUAACAGCGAACACCGAACCACCGAUCUCGCCCUCGCCCGAGUUCGAAAGAUAAUACACCUGACCACGCCUGGCAACACUGCACGGCUCUUGCUUCACGAGUCUUCACCAGUCCGCCCGAAAUGGCCACAAAGGUUGAAGAUUCGGGCAUGUCAGGCCCAGGGUCUGCCACCUCGACCGUCCAGCUGGAAGCCGCCAACUCGCCAGCCACUGUCCCUACUCCAGUAUCAGCCGGCAACCCCGGCUUUGCGCAAACACCAUCACCCUCCACCUCUAAUUCACACAAUGCCGGCUCCACAUCAAAACGCCCGCCUCGCAAGAGCACCCUGACGCAGCAGCAGAAGAACCAGAAGCGACAGCGAGCAACUCAAGAUCAAUUGACAACGUUGGAGAUGGAGUUCAACAAGAAUCCCACCCCCACGGCCAACGUCCGGGAACGAAUCGCCGAGGAGAUCAACAUGACUGAGCGCUCUGUCCAGAUCUGGUUCCAGAACAGGCGUGCCAAGAUCAAGGCUCUCGCGAAGAAGAGCCUUGAGACAGGCGAAGACUUCGACGCGAUACCCGAGUCCAUGCGCACAUACCUGGCUAUGCAGGCCAUGGAAUCUGGCAAGGGCCUCGGUGCAGGUUUCCUGGGACGUGGCUUGAUGCCUUAUGGCCACAGCGGAAUGCUCCUUGGUGGAGAACAGGGUGGCCAGGGCAAAGUCCUCAUUCACCAUUUGACCUGCCGCUCUCUCAGCAUUGGCAAGUGGACUCGCGUUGGCCAGAACACCAUGGACUUGAUCAUCUUCUACUCGCCUGACAAGUGCACGAUGACGUACUACAUCAACAACGAGCAGGCCGGGUACAAGAUCGAGUACCCCUUCGCCCACAUCAAAUCGAUUUACCUCGAGAACAGCGAAGGCGACCCGAACAAGCUCGGCGGCAUUGUCAUCGAGCUGAACAGGCCACCAAACUUCUUCAUGGACUCGUCUCCCACCACCAACGGUUUCUUCCAAUGUGGCGACUUCACCGAGGACCAGCAGGCUUCCCAGUGUAUGGUUCACCACCUCGGUGGAAACCCCAAGGUUCUCAGCGGCCAGCUCGCCAAGCUUGUGUCUCUGGAGUCCUUCAUGAACCGCCACCAGACCAACCCGUACGAGGCCAUGCAUGCCAUCUCGAUGUCGGCGCCAGUUUCACCAACGAACCGACCGUCCUCCCAGCCAAGCUUCGGCCAGCCUCACGUCGGCAUGUACCAAGAGACACAAUGGGGUGCCCCACCAGCGCUGCACCCUGGCAUGGCUCGUGGUCACAAGCGCCAGCGUAGCAGGUCGGUCCCAAUGCCAGUGGAUUUCGCCAUGCUCCAGACCCCAAUGCCAUCGUUCUUCAUCCAACACCCUGGUGAGAACCAAGCGCAACCCCACAGCCCCAACAUCUUCGCCCCUGUUCCCCAGCAGCCCAGCAGUGGUAUGGGGCCGAAUUUGCGCAUCGACACACAGGCUGGCUUUGGCCUCGACAUGCGACAAUACCCCAUGUCUGCCACAACCGCGCCCAGUGCUGCGUCCCCAUCCGACUACUCCAGCCCCAACUACUUCGCCCAGCAUUCCGAGAGCACACCGAUGCCAACCUCGAGCUACAACACGCCCUACAGCGGUACCUUCCUCUCGCCCAUGGUGAACAACUCGAGCCUCGUCCCACAGGCCAUGUCUCCUUUGUCAUUUACCAGCCACGGUGACCCAGCCAUCGUCGACCAAUCGCCACCAAUGUCGAUGGUCGGCAGACCUGGGUCUGCGGAUCUGUACCCAGUGCACGAGUCUGCCAUGUCCGACGAUGGGCAUAGCUUGAACGAGAUGUACUCGAAGCACAGCAUCAACCUGCCUAUGCAUCCGCCACACUCGCCAGCAUUUGUGGAGACGUCGCAAGCGGAUUUGGACAUGAACCAGCUGGUGUCCUUUGACCACGUUGAGCCUGCGAGUUUGUCACCGGAGAGCAUGCAGCACAUGCCCGUGAACGAAUCAUGAUCGAAAAAAGCUGGUCUGUCACCGAUGUUUCAGCACGUGUCGGCCAGGUCCGGUCUGCUCGACAAUGACGCUGUGAUCUAGACAAGGAAUUGUCGUAUAUACCCAGGGAUUUGCGUUUCGCCAGAGGGGGGAGAGGGGCGUUGGCGCCGUCUGUAUGACCGGCGUUCAGGUGAUCUUGUCUCUCAUAUAACUGGCUCUUGUUCGCAUUUGAUUGCGCCACACUGCCCAUCGCUACAUCUUGUUCGCACUCUAUGUUCAUUUGCACCACCAUUCAAGACUCUGUUCUCGUUUUAUCCUUGACUCUGCGAUCUACAUGACCGAUAUAUCUCCUCUUGGUUAUCGAUCAUGUGUGUCUGGCACCGCGAUUGCUCUUUUCUCCGCGACUGCCGGUCAGUCUGAUUCGCCCGGCUCACAAUCGGCGCGGGCGAUGUUGACUGACCGGCUGCCCUAAGCCCAUUAUUAUGGACCCAGAGGCACCUAAUAGCUAUUGUCGAGUACAUGCGAAAGACACUGCGUCUGUCUUUCCGGGUUGUCGAUCUUGCCCCCUCUUUCACUGCAGACACCGGUCUGUAGGAGGGACACGUUUGGGGGAUGGAGGAAGGGCCCAGGAGGCUAAUUACUAUUACCGCGAUGGAUGGUUCAGAGCACACAAGCAAUAACAGCGGCACGAUACCACCGGCCUGCUGUACACCCAUUCCGAAGGUCGGGUUGAAUAAUCUCUGGGAGAUGGUUUGGAGGCCUUUUUCUGUCACGGAUCAUGUACCUGGGCUCAUGUCUUGAAAAAGACGUUGGUUCACUCUCGUUCCGUCUCCUUUCUCUUCCUUUAUGGACAAUAGGGACGGUCGUACGGACGUGAUUUCGAGUUUUCUUUGGAAAUAGGGUGGGUUGCACGGGCCAAGGCGUUCCUGGCUGGAAUGGAAACAUGAUUUUGAAAACAAAAGCUUUUGAGCGACCCGAAGUUGGCAUGUCGAGUGAAGUCCGAUUUUU
Diaporthe batatas is the source of this 3999-nucleotide messenger RNA. RefSeq lists its product as uncharacterized. The transcript has 3 exons. Gene Ontology annotation, biological process: cell differentiation; regulation of transcription by RNA polymerase II. The record is from RefSeq and is a predicted model, not a curated record. Gene Ontology annotation, molecular function: RNA polymerase II cis-regulatory region sequence-specific DNA binding; DNA-binding transcription factor activity, RNA polymerase II-specific. The coding region runs from base 1138 to 3012 and encodes 624 amino acids. NCBI's taxonomy places the organism in Eukaryota, Fungi, Ascomycota, Sordariomycetes, Diaporthales, Diaporthaceae.